Molecule: messenger RNA, 4916 nt
Organism: Xenopus tropicalis (tropical clawed frog)
Lineage: Eukaryota; Metazoa; Chordata; Amphibia; Anura; Pipidae
Gene: hacl2
Product: 2-hydroxyacyl-CoA lyase 2
Exons: 16
Coding region: 98-1978 (626 amino acids)
Cellular component (GO): endoplasmic reticulum membrane
Molecular function (GO): magnesium ion binding; thiamine pyrophosphate binding; catalytic activity
Source: RefSeq, a predicted model, not a curated record
GGGUACAGUGCUCUGUCCGUGCUCCUGCAGGCACAGCACAGUAAAAAGCCAAAGCAAAAUUACACAUUGUCACACUGUAAUAUACACAGAGUUGCCAAUGGAUUCAAGCUGUGACUGUUUACAUGCCCUGGGAGUUGGUCUGGGAGCAUUGGUAUCUGUUAUACUUGUAUGGGCUGCUCAUCGCCUAGGGGUUAUCUACCAGCUGUUUCACAAGGUUGAAACUCAAAGUCCUUGCCAUGGUGGAGAGGUUGUUGCCAAAGUACUUCAGGCUCAUGGCGUGCGUUUUGUUUUCACUUUGCCUGGUGGACAUAUAUCUCCUAUAGUGGUCGCUUGUGAAAAGUUAGGAAUUCGAAUAGUUGACACCAGACAUGAGGCUACUGCGGUGUUUGCAGCAGAUGCUGUGGCCAGGCUUUCAGGCACAGUGGGAGUGGCAGCAGUCACUGCAGGGCCAGGUUUGACCAACACAGUAACAGCUAUUAAGAAUGCCCAGAUGGCAGAAUCACCACUGCUGCUGAUAGGAGGAGCUUCAGCCACACUGCUACAGGGUCGAGGUGCACUCCAGGACAUAGAUCAGAUGUCACUUUUCAAACCUAUAUGCAAAUCCUGCUCAUCAGUUAGAACUAUACGAGAGAUUGUACCUGUGCUUAGGAAAGCAAUGGCUGAGGCCCAGUCUGGAACACCAGGACCCGUAUUCGUAGAAUUUCCUAUCGAUAUUUUGUACCCAUAUCAUAUAGUUCAUAAAGAACUAUCACCUAAGGGAGCUCCAAAAGGAAUUGUGGGAAAAGCAAUCACCUGGUACCUGCAGAACCAUCUGAACAAUUUGUUUGCUGGUGCUUGGGAACCUCGGGAUGUAUCACCACUUCCACUCUCUAUCCCUCAAGCAAGCCCUAUGCAGAUCCAGCAGUGUAUAGAGCUUGUAAGCCGUGCUAAGAAGCCAGUGUUUCUUUUGGGCAGUCAGGUCACAUUACCUCCUAUGCCAGUAGAAACUCUGCGAAAAUCACUGGAGUCUUUGGGUAUUCCUUGUUUCUUGGGGGGUAUGGCCAGAGGCAUGCUGGGAAGAGACAGCCCUUUGCACAUUCGACAAAACCGCAGGGAAGCUUUGAAGGAAGCAGAUCUUGUCAUUCUGGCAGGUACGGUUUGUGAUUUUCGUCUUUCUUAUGGGCGUGUCCUGAGCCGACGCAGUAAAAUCAUUGCUGUCAGUAGGGACCGUUCUCAGCUACUGAAGAACUCUGAUAUGUUCUGGAAGCCAAGUGUUGCAAUCCAAGGAGAUGCUGGUUCCUUCAUAGUUAAACUCUGUGAGGGACUCAAUGGAUAUACUUGUCCCACUGAGUGGACGGAAGGCCUCAAGACAGGGGAUGUAACUAAAGAGAAAACUAACCGACAAAAAGCUGAAGAGAAAACUGAGAGGCAUCUAAAUCCACUUAAGGUUCUGCAUCUAGUGGACGAUGCUAUGGCGGAGGACAGUAUAAUAGUUGCUGAUGGUGGUGAUUUUGUUGGAAGUGCUGCUUACAUUCUUCGUCCAAGAGGCCCACUAUGUUGGCUGGAUCCAGGUGCCUUUGGGACUCUUGGAGUUGGAGGAGGGUUUGCACUGGGAGCUAAACUUUGCCGUCCAGAUUCAGAGGUUUGGAUUGUAUUUGGAGAUGGAUCCUUGGGAUACAGUAUUGUAGAGUUUGAUACUUACACACGGCAUAAGACUCCUGUGAUAGCUCUAGUUGGAAAUGACGCCUGUUGGAAUCAGAUUUCACGUGAACAAGUGCCCAUGUUAGGAAGCAAUGUGGGCUGCAGUCUGGCAUACAGUGAUUAUCAUGUUGCAGCAGAGGGAUUUGGUGGCAGAGGCUUCCUGGUCACUACUCAGGAGGAAGAGCGAAUAAGUGACAUCAUCAAGGAAGCGCAGGAGGCCUGUCACAAGGGAAAAGCUGCACUUAUAAAUGUACUGAUUGGAAAAACAAAUUUUAGAGAUGGCUCUAUAUCUGUAUAGGGAACAUGAUCAACUCUCAGAGCCUCUGGGAUUUUUCUCUCCUGCCCUUCCAGUAACAAGCAUUUUAUAUUGGACCUGUAUGAGUGACUGCAAUGCAGUAUGACUGUAGCUAAUGGAUUAAUAGAAUAAUGAAUUAUAUUUUGCAGGUAGCAAAACAAAAACAAAAUAAUGGCAUUUUAUUUUCUUUAAUGCACUGACAAAAAAUAUAACUAUUGAGUUGCUGUGAAUGAAUUAACAUUAAUGGGAAAUGAUAUUAAAUUAAUAAUCAGGAUUUAUCUACCUUUAAAGUGAUAGCUCACCCUAAGAUUAUUUUUAGCAUAAUGUACAAAAUUGCAUUGCGUGAAAGUUUCCAGCUCUUCAGUUUGGCAUUUAAAUCUCCAUCUUAGUGCCAGGGUUGUUGAAAUAAAUGUUUAAACGCUGAUCUAAAAAAUGAAAGAUAUUGUGUGCAAUAAGCCAUAGUGUCUAACCAUACUUACUAUCAGGGUAUAUUUCCUUUCUAAGUCUGUGUUUAGGAUUUAUUUGUCCUUUAAUUAGCUUAGGUAAUAAAAUGUAUUGUUCUUACUGUUAAAAUGACUAAACAAAGGGCACAUUUAUUAUUAUUUACUUUACAGCUGAGGCACCAAACUGUAAUUCUCCAGCUAUUGUUGAGAUGCAUUUCCCAUGAACUCACAUGAGGAUAAUGGGAUUUUUGGUUCAUUUUCAUUGCCCCCCUCCACUUCACAGUCACAACUGGCUGUUGCAUUUUGUUUUGCAAUGACAUACCAAAUAUGUACAGUACUGUUAUAAUUUUAUAAUUAACAACAAGUGUUUUUUAAAAUAUCAUUGAAUAUGGUGCUAUCCCAAACUUAUAUGGAGAGUCAUUUUCCUUCCAAUAUUUUGGGCAGGUACAAUGAUGGCCUGUGACUUUACUGUGUACAUCACCAUUGACUGUAUUAAAAUCUAUGGCCAUCAUCUUUGGUGAUGCAGCCAAUCAAAGAGCAUUCUUGAGAUAUUAGCAGUAACAACACAGAGCUUACCUUACUCUCACUGAUGUAGCUAAUACCAGCUCACGAACAGCCACCAUAACUUCUUGCUGACACCAGUAGUAGUGAGUCUUCCUGAGGUGCCAGCAAUGGCAUCAAAAAGCCUUGCCUGCCUAUCUCAGGAAGUGGGUUGUAUUGCUAAUGUAGCUAGGUCCUAACUGGACCGUACUGGGCACGGAGUCUUCUGUGUGGCCCCAACCUAAAGGGAGCUUUUUUUGUAAGCAACAACAAGCUAAAUUUUUACAGACCAGUAUAAGUGCACUACAUGAUUGUUUGCAAAUCUAUUGCCACUUUUAUUUAGCUGUCACAUGGAAAUAGUACAUGGCAUUCUGGUAACAUAACCUACAUAUACCUCUGAUAUAUAGAUCAUGGUUUGGAACAAUAAGGGGCACAUAUGAGUUAUAAAGGGAAAAUUAUGGAUGUAGGGAUUCUUUGCUUUUAGAUUAAUUGUUUUAAUUUAAUUUCCUAUUGAAGCAUGUUUAUUUUAUUUUUAGAUUCCCAUAGAAUGACUGAAGUAAAAGCCAGUUAUUAGUGUGUAAGCCAUUACCUUAAAGAGCCUCAUUACCUCAGGCAUAAACAUUAAGAAUACACCAGGACAGAAAAAUGCGUCUUUGCUAGGGUCACUCCAGUCGUAGUUUUUCAGUACAGUAAGGACAUUUAGGACCCCCUGUGCUUUCCAAAUAGCAAAUAGCUAAAGGCCUAAAUGCUGUCUGUUCUUAAUUGUUACUAAUACUCACAUGGUUUCUUUUAAACGCAGGGUCUAUGAUCAAUGUAAACCCAAUAAAUACAACUUCUAUUGACUCUUCUCUUCUUUAGCUAUUGUCAUUAAAUAGUGCUUACAUUUGUGCUUAAUUCCUCUUGGAGUCAGAGCAAGAGCCAAUACUGAGAUGAGUAACAAGUUACUCCCUCCAGUCUGUCUUGUUUGUGACUCACAGUUGGCAUUGAGGGGAGGGGGUCUUUUUAGAUGCUUUAACAAAUCAUAACAUUUCCAAACUGAAUUCUAUACGAGUAGGCCACCUUACUGUAUCAUAUGAUAAAAUGGAUCAGCUAAAUGGGCAUAAUUUACCAUUAAGUGGCUUAAUUGUUCCCUUGUAUGGGUUCAUCUGUUGACUAUGGGGAGAGGGGGGGGGGGCUCAUGUCUGCAAAAUAAACUAUUUGGUCUGCAAUGGUAUAGGUUGGAACAGUGUAGAAUGUAUAACUGGCUGUCAAUGGGACAAAAAGUCUUAUAUCCCACAAGCUGGCAAGUUUAGGGGUAAUGGUACAUAUAGCACAUUCAGAUGCCACAGCACCUGAAACAUGACCUCAAAGUUGCUAUCUCACUAUGUCUAAAUUAAACUAUUCUUCCUUGGCAAUACAGUUGCACUUUUCAGCUUAUCAGAGAAUAAACAAAGGUAGACAGCAAAAAAAUACUGUUACCUGAAUUGGAAAGAAUGUUGUUUAUUCAGUCAACUGCUCUAAUGUAGAGAUUAUUAACUAUGCUGGUAAAAUAAUGUAUACAUGCUAUAACCAACCAUACUGUAACCGAAUCUAAAGACUUCCUAUGUCACAUAAAGGAAAAUUCUACUAUAAGAUAUCUGACUCUGAUAUUCUGAACAUCUUAGAGACCAGAAAACAUUACACUUACAUACAGUAUGGGUGAAUGGAGUACUGGGAUACAGUUUUGUGGCAAUAGACCUAUUGAGCCCAUGUACCUUCAUGCAUAGAAGUCCUCCCAUGAUAGCCAAACAUAGUCAUAUUUUUGGGUGCAGCCUCUGGAAAAGUGAUUUUAAUCAGAGGUAGGGCUACAAGCUAGAUGGCUUUUAAUAUAUUUUUUCAGAUAUGUUUAUUUUACAUUUUCUUGUAGGAGACGUCUAUAAUCUGUUUGUAAAUCUCUAUAAAUUAAUACAAUAUCCAAAUAAACUAUUUCAAUAGAAUUU